This is a messenger RNA of Musca domestica (house fly), 5068 nucleotides long. It is a transcript of the gene ago, whose product is annotated as F-box/WD repeat-containing protein 7. The record is from RefSeq and is a predicted model, not a curated record. Lineage: Eukaryota; Metazoa; Arthropoda; Insecta; Diptera; Muscidae. Gene Ontology annotation, cellular component: cytoplasm; nucleus. Gene Ontology annotation, molecular function: ubiquitin binding. Gene Ontology annotation, biological process: proteasome-mediated ubiquitin-dependent protein catabolic process; ubiquitin recycling. The transcript has 7 exons. Bases 301 to 4710 code for a protein of 1469 amino acids.
UUUGUUAUUGGGUCGAAGAAUUAAUAAGCUGCAAUUUUUUGCUGCUGGUCGUUAAGUUUAUUAAAAGUAAUUAUAAAUUUGCUAUAAAUCAUCAAAAAAUUAUAAAUUCAAUCCUCAACUGUCCAAACAAUACAGCAGACGUCGAGGAAAACUUUAAGAGUUUUCCCCUAAACAAAUAUUGGCCAAGAAAUUAGAAACCACACGACAUCUUAAUUAGUCUGAGUCAUUUGGGCAUUACGGUAAACGCGCUCCAUCAAAAAAAAACUUAUUUUGAACAGACCUUAACAGUUAAGGUAUAUUAUGGAAGAAAAAUGUGUCGAAGAAUUUGAAAGUGUUGCCUUAAAUUUAACCAAAACCUCUACAGAUACAAACGCUACAAAAUCAUCGUCAGCACCCGUAAAAUUGGUAACAAAAACAACAACAACUUUGAAAAGAAUAUACUGCCAUUCCAAUAUUCCUCUGGAUUCAAACUACAACGACAAGGCUGUAGAUUCGUAUAAGCCAGCAACAAGCCGUGGCUCCAUGUCGCUACUACAGGAGGAAGAAUUCGAAACAAAUUCACAGCAUGCUUAUGCCGAGGUUGUUCUUGACGAUGAAACCACAACAUCCGGGGUCUUAGAAGCUUACGAAAUAAGUUCAUCAAAUUUGUUACCGCCAUCAUCGUCACAUGGUGAUGACGGCGAAGUAACGUCGGAACAUGUAGCUGCCGUAAAUGAUGACAACAGCUCAUCUACAGAUGCCAUACAAAUCAUAAAAGUUUCAUCGGACUCCUCAAGUGGUUCAUCGACAGCAAGUAGUAAUGCAUUCUAUAACUCUUCCGAAGUAUUUGUAAUUAACGAUGACGAUGAUGAUGAUAACGACGACGAUGAUAUUGAUGAAGAACUAACAAGGAGUCGAAUCAUUGUUAAUAACACAGAUGGAGUUGUUGUGGAGGAUGAUGAAGGCGACGACGACGACGAUGAUGAUGAUGAUGAAGAAGAUGAGGAUGGAGAAGAAAACAUGAAUGUAACCAAUCAGUCUUCUAACGGAAAUUGCCAAACAAACACGACUUCAGGAUGCAAUUCUUCUUCUACUGCCAAAAAUAGUGGUGUUAUUAUGAGUACCAAUGGAGGAAUAAUUUUUCUGGAAACCCCCGUUGUGGAAGAACAGCAACACCAUUCUCUGCAUCACCAUCAUACCCAAAUGUCCACAACAUCUAAAGGCGCCAAUGAGUUUGCAAAUGACAGCAAUGUUGUACCGAAACGGCUCAGUGACGAGUUCUCAAAAGAUGUUGGUGAUGUCGGAGAGGAAACACCCUCGUCCUCGUCAACCACAAUUAAUAAAGCACUGCAACAUCACCGACCCAAAGAACUCACAUAUGAUUUAAGGGAAUCAUUUGGAAGUUCAGAUAACGAAAGAAUGUCAUCCCGCUUGAAAAAUAUGAAUUUAAAUCAGAAUACAAAUUACAAAAUUUCUCAGGAUCUACCAUCUAGUAGCUCAAUAUCAUCGUCCCGCGUUUUAAGUGCUGCUCCAUCAUCUAUGGCCAUGUCUUCUUUGUCAGAUAUAGAGUCAAUGGAUUUAAUAGAACGUCGAGAUUUUGAGCAUGAGCAACGUUUAACCGGAGGCAUUAUUAUAAAAACAAGCUCAUUUAGUAAAGAUGAUGUACUGGGUAUGGUAAAGUCGCGAUUAAUGAUGAAUGGCAAACUACCGUCGCACAAAAAUGUUGCCUCUGGCGGCGGCGAUGAGGAUGCACAACAAGCCACGAGUAGUAAUUCUAGAGGUUUUUCUUCUGAUAGCAAAUGUACCUACAAAGAUUUGUCCGCAACACCAACAAGUAGUCGAAAGUCAAUUGUACGUUUGACCAAAUCAACUGCCAAAAUGAAUCUGAGCAACACACUAAGUCAUCAUACUCAACAACAACAGCAACCCGAUAAUGUAAAGACAUUACAACAUAAUAGUAGCAUUACAGAACAAAAGCAAAACAAAAACAUAUGUCCAUCCUCAUCGUCCUCCGCAUCAGCAAUAUCGUCGUCAUCAUCCACAUCUACCAAUAGCACCUCAGCAUCGAAACUCAAAUCGGUCAUAGUUGAACCAGGCACAGCAGCAAUGGGUUCCUCGGAAAUCUAUUCAAAUUCUAAUUCAAAUGAUAGUCUCAUAUCUAGACCCUCAUCAACCAGUUCAGCAGUAACUAGCAAACAAACACAAUAUUUACGUCAAGAUAAGAAUAAGUCACAGGAGGAUUCCUCCGGGCCAUCAACGUCGUCAGCAACAAAAGCCUCUUCCUCAUUCUCAUCCUCCACCUCGUCUUCUUCAUCUGUUGUCGUUCGCGUUUUUGAAAAUGGCUGUAGUCGUACCAGCGCUAUUCAGCCUCUGAUAAGCAAUUCUAAUCAUAAUAGUAACUCAUCUGCAAAUGAUCAACAAGACGACGAUGUCCAACCCUCAACAUCGUCGGCCAGAUGUCAAUACGCCCCGCCACCUAGAAGUCACAGACAGGUCAAUGCCAGCGCUCAAACAAACGAAAGAUAUUUAUCGCGAAACCGCAGCAACAGUGAUAACUCAUCAUCCGUAGUGACGAACGAUAUAUGCCUGGGUGGAGCCGCUGGAGUAAGUAACAAUGCCGGCCCUAGUUCCAGUCGCAACAGUAGUGGCCGCCGUGCUGAACCCUCACAUAACAUAAUGAACGGCUUGCGUAUGCUGAACGACCACCACCAUGUAGAUAGCAACUUCUCAUUCAAUCAUCAAAAUUCAGCUUGGAACGAUAGCGAGGAGAACAAUUCCGAUAUUGAAGAAAUAUGUACAUGUCAUCACAGCUCGCUAGGUGAUGGCAGUAGCCAUGGCGGUAGCAUGAGUGACUUGAAUGAUGGAGUAGACGAAUUGGAGACAUCGCAAGUUUAUGCCAGUAAUAAUAAGGAUAAUGGAGGUGAUUUAUCGUACAAUAUAAUGCAAAACUUAUCCAUAUCCGAAGAUGCCACCGUCACAUCCCCUGAGUGUAAUGUCAAUCGUAAGCGCAAAUACCAUGACAGUCGUCUUAUGGAUCACGAUUACAAUUCAACAGCGAUAACAAGCAGUGGAAAUGUUGUUUCUGCGACAGAAAGUAAUAGUCGUAAACGCAUUGCCUAUGAUUUUGCAUCCACUCCCCGAUCCUCGCAGUCGAACAGCAAUGCCACAUGUACUAUAGUUCUUGCUUCGACACCCUCUUCGGCUUUACCCUCGACUGGUUCUCCUAUGGGAAGACGCACGCCCCGGUCUUUAAUACCAACACGAGAUAACCCACCGCCCGAAUUGCCACAAUGGCUUCAACAAUUCCAAAGAUGGUCUCAUGCAGAACGUCUGUUGGCAGUGGAUCGACUCAUUGAACACUGCGAACCCACACAAGUUCGCCAUAUAAUGAAGGUUAUCGAACCGCAGUUCCAGCGGGACUUUAUUUCACUGCUACCUCGGGAAUUGGCUUUGCAAGUUCUGUCCUAUUUGGAUCCUCAGGAUCUACUUAGGGCUGCACAAACUUGUCGCAGUUGGCGUUUCUUAUGUGACGACAAUUUACUGUGGAAAGAAAAAUGCCGACAAAGUCAAAUUCUAACAGAACCUCGCACCGAUCGUCCCAAACGGGGUCGAGCUGGAAAUAUGCCACCCAUUGCAUCGCCGUGGAAAGCUGCCUAUAUGCGCCAACAUAUAAUAGAAAUGAAUUGGCGUUCGAGACCUAUUAGACAGCCAAAGGUGCUUAAGGGCCAUGACGAACACGUGAUAACAUGUCUUCAGUUUUCCGGUAAUCGUAUUGUUUCGGGAUCAGAUGACAAUACACUGAAAGUGUGGUCAGCUGUUACUGGCAGGUGUUUGCGUACUUUGGAGGGACAUACUGGCGGUGUGUGGUCGUCACAAAUGUCAGGCAAUAUCAUAAUCUCAGGUAGUACGGACCGCACUCUUAGGGUGUGGGAUAUGGAAACCGGUCAAUGUGUGCACACACUUUUGGGACAUACAUCGACAGUACGCUGUAUGCACUUGCACGGCAACAAAGUUGUUAGCGGUUCUCGAGACGCAACUCUACGCGUAUGGGACAUAGAGCAAGGAACGUGUUUGCGAGUAUUAGCCGGUCAUUUGGCAGCGGUUCGAUGUGUGCAAUACGAUGGAAAACUAAUUGUUUCCGGUGCUUACGAUUAUAUGGUUAAAAUUUGGCAUCCAGAGAGAUCAGAAUGUCUACACACACUCCAAGGUCACACAAAUCGUGUGUAUUCAUUGCAGUUCGAUGGUGUUCAUGUGGUAAGCGGAUCUUUGGAUACAUCCAUACGUGUCUGGGACGUGGAGACGGGCAACUGUAAACAUACCCUGAUGGGUCAUCAAAGUUUAACGUCAGGCAUGGAACUGAGAGAGAACAUUUUAGUAUCCGGUAAUGCUGAUUCAACGGUUAAAGUUUGGGAUAUUACCACUGGACAAUGUCUACAAACAUUAUCGGGACCAAAUAAGCAUCAAUCAGCUGUCACUUGCCUGCAAUUCAAUUCACGCUUUGUCGUUACCAGUUCAGAUGAUGGCACUGUUAAACUAUGGGAUGUUAAGACUGGUGAAUUUAUACGAAAUCUUGUAUCACUUGAAUCUGGGGGUUCGGGAGGUGUUGUAUGGCGAAUAAGAGCAAAUGACACUAAACUGAUAUGUGCAGUUGGUUCUCGCAAUGGAACAGAAGAGACCAAGUUAAUGGUUCUUGACUUUGAUGUGGAGGGAGCUUGUGUCAAAUGCUCAUAGGAUAUAAACGUCGUAAUGCAUACAAUAGACUUUAUCACCAUGAUCGUGACAAUGGUGGUAGAUUACGCACAUAACAUUUUAAAUGAUUGUGGUGAAGAGGAUAUUAAGCAUCAAUUUGAUAUAGAAAUAGUACUAAAGAAAAGACGCCAAUUUGUGUUUUAUGCCUACAGUAGCGAUACUGUAACAAAAACAAACUUUUUUAAAAGUGAAAUGUAAAAACAAAACUAUGCUUAUCUACAAAUCUCUAAACAAAAGCUUUAUAAGCUUCAAAAUAUCAUCCAGAAAAAAGAAACACUAAAAAGGCAGCCAUACUAACAACAAACAAAUACAUGAGCAUAAACAUCAAUAGCGAACAUUA